Messenger RNA from Lampris incognitus (smalleye Pacific opah), 1224 nucleotides. Its product is annotated as odorant receptor 131-2-like. The coding region runs from base 219 to 1217 and encodes 332 amino acids. Lineage: Eukaryota; Metazoa; Chordata; Actinopteri; Lampriformes; Lampridae. The transcript is spliced from 4 exons. Gene Ontology annotation, molecular function: G protein-coupled receptor activity. The record is from RefSeq and is a predicted model, not a curated record. Gene Ontology annotation, biological process: G protein-coupled receptor signaling pathway. Gene Ontology annotation, cellular component: membrane.
AAACAACUCUGCUUGCACUUAUAUCCUAUCGGAGUAUGUCAUUACAAAAGCCAACUGACUAACAUUUUAGAGGUGAAAGGUUCACAGAAGAACAGCACCCCUUGAGGUUCACUGUCAUGUCAUAGGAAGGAUGCUCGCAACACAGCACUCGGAUCCACUGGUUGAAGGACGGUGUUGGAUACCACAAAACCGCCCUGUUUAACGAAUGACAUAAUGUUAUGUAUGGAAAUUUGGAGCAUCCAGACACUGCCUAUAUGAAUUACUCAUCUGGUGGUAAUGCCUCAAUGACUGUGAGGUACAGGGACACAUUCAGCACAGCCGUGGCAAGGAAUGUGCUUGUUUUUACACUAAGUCUCACCAUCAACUAUGUCAAUGGUAUUCUCCUUCACAUCUUCAACAAACAUCAGAUACUUAAAGUGAACCCUCGUUAUAUCCUAUACAUCCACUUGGUGGUCAAUGACAUGAUGCAGCUCACGGUGGCAAUAUCCCUCUUUAUCCUUAGCUAUACCUUCUACACACUCAAUGUCUCCUUCUGCUGCCUCCUUCUUUCCAUUGCCAGUCUCACCACUGUCAACACUCCAUUAAAUCUAGCUAGCAUGGCAGUAGAGUGCUACAUUGCCAUUUGUUUCCCACUUCACCAUGCCGAGUUCUGUACAGUGAAGAGAACACACAUUCUGAUCGGUUUGAUCUGGGCCAUAGGAGCUAUCACAGUUUUACCUGAUCUGCUUUUCAAACUUGUCACAGAGCCUCUGGAGACCUUCUACUCUCGAAUCUUCUGUGAAAGGGACACGGUGUUCCAUAACUCCUGGAUAAUAAAGAAGCGACAAGCAUCCUACAUAGUGUUAUUAGUUAUAGUAUGGCUAACGAUCCUCUACACAUACUUUCACAUAAUUUUUGCUGCUACAGCAGCUGCAAAAGAUAUUAAGAAGGCCAGGAAUACUAUCUUACUCCAUGGUUUUCAACUACUGUUGUGUACGCUUACCUAUAUAGCCCCUUUGUUAAAGCAGUUUCUGUUGUAUAUGUAUCCAGCACAUUAUAGAAAUUUGGUCUUUGCUCUCUAUAUCUUCGUCCAGAUCCUCCCAAGGUUUGUCAGUCCUAUUGUCUACGGCUUAAGGGACCAAACUUUUCGGAAGCACCUGAAAAACUACCUGCUGUGUAGCAUGUUUUGCAUCAAAAGUUACGUAGAUCCACUGCAAGCCCCUAAAUCACCCCGGUAAUAUCGAG